GGCGGCGCAGCCCGAGUGAGUCUGUCUGAGAAGAGCUUAAGCGCCGCUGGUGGGGCCGUGAGGAGACGCGAGGCCCGGGCAGGUGGAUACAAGCAUACAGAUGGCAGAUAACAGUAAAGCAGAAGAUGCUGCCUCAGAUUCUGUGGAAGCUGCUAAACAUGCAAGUGAUAAAAAAGAAAAGCUAGCAGAUCAAGUGAUGCAAAAUCCACAAGUCUUGGCAGCUCUGCAGGAGCGACUUGAUAGUUCGUCUCACACUCCUUCAAGCUAUAUUGAAACGUUACCAAAAGCAGUAAAAAGAAGAAUUGAUGCCUUGAAACAACUCCAGGUGAAGUGUGCCCAUAUAGAAGCUAAAUUUUAUGAAGAAGUUCAUGAUUUAGAGAGAAAAUAUGCAGCCCUCUAUCAACCUCUCUUCGAUAAGAGAAGGGACUUUGUCAUUGGUGAAGCUGAACCUACAGAUGCAGAGUCAGAGUGGCACAGUGAAAAUGAGGAGGAAGAAAAACUAGCUGGAGACCUCAAAAACAAAGUAGUAAUAGAAGAGAAAGAAGCAGCAGCAGCUGCAACAGAAGAGUCAAAUCCCAAAGGAAUUCCAGACUUCUGGUUUACAAUCUUUAGAAAUGUAGAUAUGCUAAGUGAAUUAGUACAGGAAUAUGAUGAACCAAUCUUAAAACACCUGCAGGAUAUUAAAGUGAAAUUUUCUGAACCUGGACAGCCUAUGUCUUUCUCAUUAGAGUUCCACUUCGAGCCCAAUGACUACUUUACUAAUUCAGUCCUGACAAAAACCUACAAGAUGAAGUCAGAGCCAGACAAGACUGAUCCCUUUUCAUUUGAAGGCCCUGAAAUAGUUGAUUGUGAGGGGUGUACUAUUGAAUGGAAGAAAGGAAAAAAUGUUACAGUUAAAACAAUCAAGAAGAAGCAGAAACACAAGGGUCGAGGCACAGUUCGAACGAUUACCAAACAAGUACCCAAUGACUCUUUUUUUAACUUCUUCAGCCCCAUAAAAGGUAAGCUUGUUUGAGCAGCAAAAAAUAUCUGGAUUUUUGCAUAGUUACCCAAACUCUGUUUCUAUAAAAGUAGUUUCUUCACCUUGGCUAUAUUUAGGCUGUUAUC
Molecule: messenger RNA, 1107 nt
Organism: Terrapene triunguis (Three-toed box turtle)
Lineage: Eukaryota; Metazoa; Chordata; Testudines; Emydidae
Gene: NAP1L4
Product: nucleosome assembly protein 1 like 4
Exons: 10
Coding region: 101-1015 (304 amino acids)
Biological process (GO): nucleosome assembly
Cellular component (GO): chromatin; nucleus
Molecular function (GO): histone binding; chromatin binding
Source: RefSeq, a predicted model, not a curated record